CUGUGAUCUCUCAAUGCCUGGUUCAGAGGAGGGUGACUCAGAGGAACGUAAACCUGUUGAUCUUCUAUAAGUGAGACCAUCAAGUCCGAUGGACGAUCUAAGGAAGAGGUUGGGGGUCAUGUCGCAGACAAUAUGUCCAAAGUGGUGGGCUUCAUCUGAAAAGACUGUAAAGGCCCCGGUUAAUGAGAAAGAUGAGAAAAUGCAGUUGAAGAGAGAGAUCUCCCUGGGGAAUGGGAUCUGCCUCAUCGUUGGGAACAUGAUCGGCUCCGGGAUCUUCAUCUCGCCCAAAGGUGUCCUGAUGCACAGCUGCUCCUACGGGCUGUCGCUGGUGAUCUGGGCCGUUGGAGGCCUCUUCUCCGUGUUCGGGGCUUUGUGCUACGCAGAGCUCGGCACCACCAUCACCAAGUCUGGAGCCAGCUACGCCUACAUCCUGGAGUCCUUCGGAGGCUUCCUCGCCUUCAUCCGUCUGUGGACCUCCAUCCUGCUGGUGGAGCCGGCCAGCCAGGCCAUCAUCUCACUGACCUUUGCAAACUACCUGGUGGAGGCGUUCUACCCCACAUGCAGCCAUCCGUACGAUGCUGUCCGGCUCAUCGCUGCAGCCUGCCUCUGUAUGCUGAUCUUCAUUAACUGUGCCUGUGUGAAGUGGGGGACUCUGGUCCAGGACAUUUUCACUUACGCCAAGCUCAUGUCGCUCUGCCUCAUCAUCGUUAUAGGAAUAAUAAAGAUAUCUGCUGGAGAAACUAAGACCUUGGAGAGUCCAUUUGAGGGCUCCUCCACAGAUCCUGGAGCCAUAGCUUUGGCCCUCUACUCAGCUCUGUUCUCCUACUCCGGCUGGGAUACACUCAACUUUGUCACUGAGGAGAUAAAGAAUCCGGAGAGGAAUCUACCCCUGGCCAUCGCCAUCUCCAUGCCCAUAGUGACCAUCAUCUACCUGCUGACCAACGUGGCGUACUACGUGGUUCUGGACAUGCCGUCUCUGCUGGCCAGUGAUGCUGUCGCUGUGACGUUUGGGAAUGCAGUCCUGGGGCCGUUCAGGUGGAUCAUCCCUGUUUCGGUGGCCAUGUCCUGCUACGGAGGACUCAACGCUUCUAUCAUCGCUGCCUCCAGGUUGUUUUUCGUCGGGGCCAGAGAGGGCCACCUCCCCAACAGUCUGAGUCUGAUCCACCUGGAACGCUAUACCCCCAUACCUGCACUGCUCUUCAAUGGGCUGAUGGGGCUGAUCUUCCUGUGUGUGGAGGACGUGUUCCAGCUCAUCAACUACUUCAGCUUCAGUUACUGGCUCUAUGUGGGUCUGUCUGUGGCCGGCCUCAUCUACCUGCGCAUCACUCAGCCAGACAGACACAGGCCCGUGAAGUUGUCUUUAUUCUUCCCCUUCGUCUACUGUCUGUGUAGCGUGUUCUUAGUCGUCGUCCCUCUGUACGGAGACACCAUCAAUUCUCUAAUAGGAAUAGGCAUUGCUCUAACUGGGGUUCCUGUCUACUAUCUGGCUAUUUACCUGCCUGAAGAUAGGAAGCCCAAAUUCAUACGCACGUUGAAUGAAUUUGCCACCAUAAACACCCAGAAGCUGUUCCACUGCUGCUUGACUGAAUUUGACCCUGAGACAGAAGUAACAGCAGACAGUAAAGCGCAGUGAGCUGCAGACACAUACCGCUCAGCAGCCGGCUCUCUGCAGAAGGCCUCAUCCUGUCCAUGUGUCAACGUUCACUGCUCCCAGAACGCAGAACAGCAAGGCCUGGAAUGGGCUGAGGGGUGAGGCGCAGGACCGCUACAUUUGAGAGGACUACUUCUCCCAGGUCCGGUUAAAGAAAUGCCUGACAUCUCAAAUGACUCACCAUGAAGGAGCAGGAACUGCAAACUGUUGUUUUCUUCUGAAAUAAUGCUGUAUAUUUUUGUACAGACAUCAAGGAGCAUCUGCUUGAGAAGAUGAUACAAUAUGGAACAAAUAUGGAGCUCAUAUUUUUUAUUUUUUAGAGGACUUGCUGUGUUAUUAUUAUGAUUUUGUCCUUAAAUGGCAUUGCAAUAUAAUAUCUACAACACUUAAUGACCCUGACUUUAUUUCUGUUAAGAAUUCAUUUUAAUAAAUCUUUUCCUCAAAUGACACAACACAUAACAAACAGACAUUACACUUGAUUAAAUGACUGUCAUUUGGUACACAUUUUAGAGCAGUUUUUUGUAAAAGCAGAACACUUCCUGUCACAAACUCUCAUUAGCAGGCAGAGUGUCUCCAUGAGGGGGAGCUGCUUCAUCAUGGUCAGACUGUAACUGCAGGGCCAGGUGUCCAAUGAUAAUGGACCAAUACUUAUGGUACCAUUUAUAAGAUGGACAUGAGUUUGUGUUCAUAUGCAUUACAAAAUGAUAUUUAAGUAAAAGGUCAAACUUUUCCAAAAUGAAAUAAUUUGUCAUGUUUAAUAAGAUGAAUGUUUACAUAAUAAGUGCAGAGUUGAACAGAUUCAGUCAUAUUUACACCUUACCAGAAGCUCUUAUUAUCUGUAUCUGCUCAACAAGGCAUUACAUUGCAAUAAUCAUGCAUGAUUUAUACUUAACAGUGUGUAUGAGGAGCCUACUGCGCUGCAGGUUUUUUUUGUUCUAACCGUAACGCAUGUAGGUUUAAAGUGUUUUUCUUAUACAUAAGAAAAACACUUUAAACCUACAUGCGUUACGGUUAGAACAAAAAAUCUGUCUAAAAUGCACUCCGUUUUUUUGUGACUUUGGUUGUACUGUUUUUUAAAGUAGACAUUAUGCUGUUUUUCAGCCUCAUACUUGCAUUUUUGACUUAAACAGGUUUGCAUGCUUUAAUGUUUGAAAAACACAUUAUUCUUCUCAUUAUAGCCAUCUGAAUAUCCGUCAGUAUUCACGCUCGGUCUGUAACGCUCCGUUUUAGCACCUGUCUCUUUAAGGCCUUCUUAGAAUGCCCAGUCUGCUCUGAUUGGUUUGUGCUUCUGGGGCUUGUGUGUCUGUCCUGUCUGCGUUUGGGGGCACCAUCACUGCCAUAUGAUAUGUGUAUAUUUGUGAAUUUGCUAACUUAACAGAGUCCUGGCGGCUCAUUUAAAGAAACAGUUACUGAUUAAGAGCAUUUUGAUACUUUGACAAUGUUUAUAUAUCAUCUAGACCUGCUUGAAAAUCUCACCUUAAAUGUUUUCAGAAUCCAUUUUGGUGUUCUGUUUGACUGAGCACUCACAGUAAUUGGUAGUGUCUUGAAAGCUUUGCAAUAAAUACAUUCUCGUUCUGUCAACCAGA
Molecule: messenger RNA, 3237 nt
Organism: Gymnodraco acuticeps
Lineage: Eukaryota; Metazoa; Chordata; Actinopteri; Perciformes; Bathydraconidae
Product: Y+L amino acid transporter 2-like
Exons: 10
Coding region: 89-1633 (514 amino acids)
Biological process (GO): amino acid transmembrane transport
Cellular component (GO): membrane
Molecular function (GO): L-amino acid transmembrane transporter activity
Source: RefSeq, a predicted model, not a curated record